Dendroctonus ponderosae (mountain pine beetle) is the source of this 2358-nucleotide messenger RNA. RefSeq names its product probable serine incorporator (gene TMS1). Gene Ontology annotation, cellular component: membrane. The record is from RefSeq and is a predicted model, not a curated record. Bases 181 to 1551 code for a protein of 456 amino acids. NCBI's taxonomy places the organism in Eukaryota, Metazoa, Arthropoda, Insecta, Coleoptera, Curculionidae. The transcript has 9 exons.
UAUCACAUGAUUAACGUCACAAAUUUUAUUGAUAAAUUUUCUGAAAGCUACGUUGAAGUCGCUUUGUUUAUAUCUUGAAGUUUUUGGGAGUAUUGAGUAGUCUAAGUAUAGACUGUGAGUUCAACAAUUCAUUUACAAAAUCAUAAUUUGCAGUAUUAUUUGAAAAGCCAGUGCUAAACGAUGGGAGCGGUUCUGGGCCUUUGCUCUGCUGCACAGCUUGCCUGCUGUUGUGGCAGUACAGCCUGUUCUCUAUGCUGUUCAGCAUGUCCCUCAUGCAAGAACUCAACGUCCUCCCGAAUUGCCUACGCCUUUUUAUUGCUGCUAGGAACUAUCGUAGCGUGUAUUACUUUGGCUCCAGGGUUACAGAGUGCAUUAAAAAAGGUUCCGUUUUGCGCAAACAGUUCAAGCGUCGCUGGCAAUGUAUUAUCUAUAUCUGUUGAUUGUGACAAAGCUGUAGGAUAUCUGGCAGUGUACAGGAUUUGCUUUAUAUUAACAUGUUUCUUCGCCCUGUUUGCUUUGAUGAUGAUCGGGGUGAAAUCGUCCAGAGAUGGUCGAGCGGGAAUACAAAAUGGAUUUUGGGGCCUAAAAUUCCUGUUGAUAAUAGGAGGAAUAAUCGGGGCCUUUUUUAUACCUGAAGGCAGCUUUGGAAUCACUUGGAUGUGGUUUGGGAUUAUUGGCGGAUUGUUAUUUAUCCUGAUACAACUUUUGCUCAUCGUUGAUUUUGCCCAUUCUGUAGCCGAAUCUUGGGCGGGCAACUAUGAUGAAACUGAAUCAAACUAUUAUGCUCUGAUUGGAGUUACAGUUGUCUGCUAUCUUCUAAGCAUUACUGGGAUUGUGCUGCUUUAUGUGUUCUUUACAACUUCCGAUCAAUCUUCAUGCGAUUUAAAUAAAUUUUUCAUCUCAAUAAAUCUGAUACUUUGCGUUAUUGUCAGUGUAAUUUCCAUUCUACCGCCUGUCCAAGAAGAAAUGCCCAGAUCGGGCUUGUUACAAUCUUCGAUUGUUACUCUGUAUGUGACUUAUCUAACUUGGUCCGCUGUAUCGAACUCUCCCAAGGAAUGCAAUCCAGGCAUGUGGGGUAUUUUCGGAACCAAAUCCAGUGAACACAAUUUCGAUAUUAUUGGCAUUUUCAUUUGGAUGUGUUGCGUCCUGUACUCAUCUUUGAGAUCUGCUAGCAAGUCCUCAAAACUGACCAUGUCCGAAAACAUGUUAGCCAAAGACAACGGAGCAGUCAGAGGAUACGGAUCGGACAAUCUGGUUCUUACUGAAGGUAAUGAUGGCGGUGAAAGUGGGGACCGAAGUAAAGUUUGGGACAAUGAGGACGAUGCUGUUGCGUAUAAUUGGAGUUUUUUCCAUGUGAUGUUUGCAUUGGCCACUCUGUAUAUUAUGAUGACUUUAACUAACUGGUACAAGCCUAAUUCCAACAUUGAAGAAUUCAACUACAACGCAGCGUCCAUGUGGAUUAAGGCUAUUUCUGGUUGGUUGUGUUUGGCAUUGUAUUCCUGGACUUUGGUAGCCCCCGUUCUACUUCCCGAUCGGGACUUUUCAGGUUAAUUAUUUGCUUAAUACGCGGUCAAGUCAAUUAUACAGUCUGGAAUUAAAAUUAGUUUUUUUGCGGGCUGAGAAUUGGGCGCAGAGUAAAGUUCCUGAUUUAUAAUGUUUGUGUAAAGAAAAACGGUUUUGGCUUGGUCUCAUUUUUUUAGUCGAAGUUAUUAUUUUAAUUUUAAUACAUACAUAUAUCUACCCUAUUAUAUUAUCUACUGAUAGCAGUUUGCUCAGUAAGCGUUAACAUGAUCCAAAAUACUACUUUUAUGUCUAGCUGUACAGCGUUUAACGCAAAAUAAUUCCCAAGUUGUAACAAACACAGUUUAGUUGGUGUUCCUAAAGUGUGUAAUUUUUAUUUUAAAAGCGAUUAGAAAUUACGAAAAGACGCCGGAUCCAAAUCCAAUGAUUGCAAUUUAAAAUUUCUUAAGCCUUGUCUUUCUUGUUCUUGUUAAAUUGCAUACAAAUUUUGUACAGAAAAGCAUAUUUGUAACUUCCCGAAAGUUACCAAAGACAGCAUUAAUUUGCCACUCAUAUUGCAUUCGCAUGUGCAUUCGCUAUGACGAACCGAAUCACAUGGGUAAACAUUUUUUUGUAUUUAAACAACACAAGUUGUAAUUUAGAGAAAAAUUAACUUAUGUGCAAUUUUAUUUUCUGAUCGUUUUUAAACCCCGGUUGAAACUUUUCCUGCGGUUAUUUUUUGUGUUAUUGACUCUGUAUUAUUGUUUUUGGUCUCGACAUGACGAUAUUUUAGAGUUUUGUGAUACUGGUUUAUAAUCAGCUUAUAAUCAAGUGUAUGUAAUAAAUUAAUUAACUAAA